AUGGUAUUGGUGAGUGCUGCUGUGGUGGUGCGUUCUGCUGUGCUGGUGAGUGCAGCUUUGUUGGCGAGUGCAGCUCUGUUGGUGAGUGCAGUUGUGUUGGUGAGUGCUGCUGUGUUGGUGGGUGCUGCUGUGUUGGUGGGUGCUGCUGUGUUGGUAGGUGCUGCUGUGUUGGUGGGUGCUGCUGUGUUGGUGGGUGCUGCUAUGUUGGUGGGUGCUGCUGUGUUGGUGAGUGCUGCUAUGUUGGUGGGUGCUGCUGUGUUGGUGGGUGCUGUUGUGUUCUCUCAAACCUACCUACCCACCCGUUUGCAUAUUCAUCCCCCCCUGACUUUCUUCCAUACCCCCCCCGUCAGUCCCAUCCAUUCCCUCGUAGAGUGUGAGUCUCUCCUCGACCUUUCCCCUUUGCGUCCUUUCAUCCCCCCCCCCCCUCCCCCCUUUGCGAAUCUACCUCAUGACCCCUCAUCUACCUCAUGA
Messenger RNA from Closterium sp. Naga37s-1, 471 nucleotides. The record is from the annotation of a GenBank genome assembly. Lineage: Eukaryota; Viridiplantae; Streptophyta; Zygnematophyceae; Desmidiales; Closteriaceae.